This is a messenger RNA of Drosophila serrata, 346 nucleotides long. Its product is annotated as aminopeptidase Q. Gene Ontology annotation, cellular component: cytoplasm; membrane. Lineage: Eukaryota; Metazoa; Arthropoda; Insecta; Diptera; Drosophilidae. Gene Ontology annotation, biological process: proteolysis. Gene Ontology annotation, molecular function: zinc ion binding; metallopeptidase activity. The record is from RefSeq and is a predicted model, not a curated record.
CCAUAUUUGUAUUGUACCUCAAUGAGACAGUGGAACAGGAUUCUGAAUGCAGACUAAAAUUUAUUUUGAAGGAAACAUAUUAAAUGUACCGGAAGGACUCUAUAGAGGAUAUUAUAAGAAUUAUUUAAAUAAUGAGGAAGAAAUAUAUUUAGCCACAAACAUGAAGCCCAACCACGCUCGGCGAUUAUUUCCCUGCUUCGAUGAACCCGGAAUAAAGGUUCCGUUUAAGGUAUCCAUUGCCAGACCUAGGAAAUAUAUAACUAUUUUCAACUCGAAAUUGCAUCACACAGUUCAAGAGAAAUUCAAAGCAAGUUCUACAUAGCCCAUGAGAGUAUUCAUGAUUUCU